Messenger RNA from Triticum turgidum subsp. durum (durum wheat), 645 nucleotides. Lineage: Eukaryota; Viridiplantae; Streptophyta; Magnoliopsida; Poales; Poaceae. The record is from the annotation of a GenBank genome assembly.
AUGGCUUUUCUUUUGUUGCUUCAGAUAAACAGUCUGUUCAGCUUCCGAGCAAACGAAGAUUUCCUCCAGAAUGACAUCAGGGUGAAGCCAGACCUCGACGCGCUGGGCGUACUCGGCGAUGCCGGGUGGUACUGCAUCCGCGCGAUCCUGUGGGCCGUCAACUACGAGCUCCCGAAGAACGUGAUCGCGCUCCCCGACCCUGUCAAGAACCAAGCCGGCGUGCUCAUCGCCUGCGGCGCGACGCUCUACUGGGCCGACGGAAAGACGGCCACCUUCCACUGCUCGUUCCUCGCCAACCUCACCAUGGACCUGACCGUCGUCGGCACCGACGGCACGCUCCACGUCACCGACUUCAUCAUCCCGUACGAGGAGAAGUCCGGCCCGUUCAGCGUGGCGUCCAGGUCGAACUUCGCCGAGCUCCACACCGGGUGGGUUCCGCAGCCCAGCAGGCACGUCGUCACGACUGACCUGCCGCAGGAGGCCCUGAUGGUCCAGGAGUUCUGCAGGCUGGUGCAGGGCAUCAGAGACGCCGGCGCCAAGCCUGAGGGCAAGUGGCCGGCCAUCACCAGGAAGACGCAGGUUGUGAUGGACGCGGUGAAGGCUUCCAUUGACAAGGGAUUUGAGUCUGUCGAUGUUGUGAGCUAA